GCAGAUGAUUAUAUAAGAGAGUUUAGAAAAACAAAUAAACAAAUCCGCGUUGCAGAUAAGCAUGUGCGUUUUCUACAGUUCAUUAGAGAAACGGUUGGUGGAGAUACACCGAUGGUGAAACUGUCGUAUAUGUUUGCUGCACCAGUUCGUAAAAUAGUACCAUUGCAAAGCGAUGAAAGCAUUGAAAUUCACAAAGACAUCCUGCAGCAACUUGUAGAUUCCGAAAUAGAAUUACGAGCCGCAAUAACUACCUUGUUAGGUGUCGAUGUUCCUAAAAGAGGUGUAGUACGUACUGCAAUGAGAAAAAUGGGUUUGGACCCUAAUCUUUCGAGAGACGUAAUCAGUGUAAUGAUUAGAGAAAGGAAAGACCUAUUCCGUACUACUAUAAAUACAAUUAUAUAUGGAGCAUCAAAACCAGGCCAUGAAGAUUUCGGUAAUGUAUACCUAAUGUGUCGGUUAAAAGGUGUACUCAGAAGUAUAUUAGACCCAUAUUCUUUUGUAAAAGAAGCUGAAGUUGUUGGUGAUGAUUGUCGUCUAACUUUUAACAACAAUAUAACAAUCACCAGCAGUGGCAUUAGCAGUGACUCUAUAACCUAUACACCUCAGGACUAUUUAACCUAUAUUGCCUUAGGAAAUAGACAAAUCGAACGGGUGGAAUGUCGUGAUGUGCGUUUGAUACCGGUAAUAAGACAACUUGUUCGCGGAGAUACACCGAUGUUGCAACUGUCGUGUAUGUUUGCUGCACCAAAAUUAACAAGUGAUUUAUUAGUAAACGAGAAUGAGAAUGGUUUAUACGGAGAAAUACUGCGGCAACUUGUACAUUCUCAAGUGGAAUUACAAAUCCAAAUAACUGACUUGUUAGGUGUCGAUGUUCCUGAAAUAGGGGACGUAAAUUUAGACCCGUCUGACCCGUUGGCAGUUGAAAAGGAGAGAAAAACCCUAUUCCGUGAUUCUAUAAAACUAUCUAUCAAUGCUGCAUUAAGACCAGGCCAUGAAGAUUUUGGCGAUUAUAAACUAAUGUGUCGGCUAAAAGGUAUAUACAGAAGUAUAUUAGACCCAGAUUCUUUUGUAAAAGAAGUUGAAGUUGUUGGUGAAGAGUGUCAUCUUAAAGAAAUGAACAAUACUGUACACGUAGUCAGUUGCAUUGGGAAAGCAGUAUGAGACCAAUAAGAAAUACAACAUUAAUAUAGUAAAAAGUAUUCACCUUCUUCUGAAUUAUUAUAAUUUAGGUCAGAAAUCGUACAGUUAACUCAUUAAAGAUUAUACAGUAAUAUUGUUAUUAUAUUUGAAUAAUUGUUCCCAACUACACUU
Molecule: messenger RNA, 1311 nt
Organism: Adelges cooleyi (spruce gall adelgid)
Lineage: Eukaryota; Metazoa; Arthropoda; Insecta; Hemiptera; Adelgidae
Exons: 19
Coding region: 112-1161 (349 amino acids)
Source: RefSeq, a predicted model, not a curated record